This is a messenger RNA of Dendronephthya gigantea, 2195 nucleotides long. RefSeq names its product early growth response protein 1-like. Gene Ontology annotation, cellular component: nucleus. NCBI's taxonomy places the organism in Eukaryota, Metazoa, Cnidaria, Anthozoa, Malacalcyonacea, Nephtheidae. The transcript has 4 exons. The coding region runs from base 86 to 2032 and encodes 648 amino acids. The record is from RefSeq and is a predicted model, not a curated record.
UGUAAAAUUAUCUUUAAAAGCUGUGACUUGGUACCUGUUCGUGUGUUUACUCCAUAAAAAUACCUUCGAAUAUUAUUGCAUAAACAUGUUACGUAUGCCACGAUUUUGGGACAUGCAACCGCUGUCUGAUAUUGGUGUGAUUGCCGUCUCGAAUAUUCCAGCCGGUAGCAAGAUUGGUCCUUCCCACGAAAUCCCAAAUAUUUUGAUGAAGGCAAAGGAAGAAAGAAAGAUGUCUUAUGCUUUGAAGGUAAGCUGGAAGAAUGGUAAAGUCCGCUGUGGUGAUUCUGACUACAUUUGGUGGGUGAGAUUCAUGAACUACGCUCGGAAUGAAGAGGAGACUAACGUUGAGAUAUACCGUGAUGCCGGAGUGUUUUAUUGUCAAAUUGUAAGAGAUAUUAUGAAAGGACAAGAAUUGUUGGUCUGGUUUGAGGAGAAGCUUGCUCAGGAACUGGGUUUGGCCAAGUGUGAAAAAUUGGAAGAGGGUGAGCAAGGCUAUCGUUGUUUCCAGUGUUCACAACUGUUUCGCUAUAGCCAUUCUUUUCGAGUACAUAUCUCAUUGACAUGCGGAAAUUAUAAGCUUGCAUACAAUACCAGUAUAAAAGCUAUUCUUCCACAACAAAACAGAAGUAGUCUUCCACAGGCAGCAAGUAUCACCAGCACACAGCCGGAACGAAACAAGCAGCGGACGAAAAUGACGAUGUAUUUAACGCCUGGGAUGGAUAACCCUAACAUCUCUGCCUCCAAGAAUGAAGAAUCUCUACCAGAACUGCGAGAUCCACAUAUUGCAAGACAAGUCGAGAAUCCUGAUGUCUUUAGUGAGGUCGAGGGUCCUAACUCCUCCACAUCGCUAACGAAUUUGGACAAGAUGCACUCGAAUGGUUCGGGCUUCAACGGUUUCGCUAACGGUCUGAACUCCUUAAGUCCUAUAAACGGAAUGAUGAACGGUUUCGGAACCCCGAUGGGUCACUUUCCUUUCCUACCAAACCUUACCAACGAUCCUUUUGCGAAAUUCAACUUGAAUUCGACUUUGAAUAACGACAGUCUUAGUCCGCAGAAGACUUCGCCACAACAACCAUUUCUAUCCAACCAUAUCGAGACGAAUCAUCCAAGCUUGCAGGCCCCAGAACUUCAGAAAUGCGACAAUGACAACGAAAUACCGUCGGAGCCUCCAAGCCUAACACCGCUCGUUCCUUCAAGUUUCGGCUCCUUCUCAAACGAGGGUUUCAACGUGAAAAGCGAUCUUCAUCGUUCGGGGAGUCUUCCUUCACCGGGAUUUCAGAAUCAAUUCGGGGGCAAUCUAAAUGGAUUGAAAACUUUGGAUCCCCUCGCGACUCCAACUUCGACCACCGACAUAAAUCGUCUGAAUCUUGGCGAUUUUAAUAACUUAAAUUACAAACUCUCUCCUGAUGGCAAUGGGUUUCCCCCGCAUCAAAUGGACAUGUUUAACUCAUCUGUUUUUCUUCCUCCACGCACUCAAGUCCAAACCACACAACCGAUGCCCUACUACAAACCACCAUAUCCUGGCUUUCAAAGCAUGUCCCCAUACAGUAACCAACCAACAGUAAACUCGAUGUUAUUUAACGAACAAAAUAUGAGCAUAGGCAAUCGUUUUGGUGCCCCCAGCUCACAAGUUCUUCCAGAAUUAACAAACAUGGGUCCGAGCGGCUCCUUAGGCCACGAUCAGUUUAGCAAUGUCAUUAAACAAUCAUCGAAAAACGGACAAAAUGAAGAUGUCUUGAACGAGUUGAACUCGAAGAAAGUGAACAAUAAAGGCUAUCUUUGUGAACUUUGCGGGAAGAUAUAUACUCGAAAGUAUGGAUUGAAGAUACACAUGAGAAUUCAUACUGGUUAUAAGCCACUUAAGUGCAAGUACUGUCAAAAAAGAUUUGGAGACCCGAGCAAUAUGGCGAAGCACAUUCGCCUUCAUGCCGUUGGGGACACACCGUACAAAUGCCAGUAUUGUGGUAAAGUACUCGUAAGAAGAAGAGAUUUAGAUAGACAUAUCAAAUCCAGACAUCCGAAUGGACGAUAAGGAGAAACUACAGGGUGAUUUCGGAAACCUGAGUGCCGGUGCAGUUCGCUGUGUUAUUAAUAUGACAUUGGUAAAAGCUCUAUAAAAUAGAGACACAUCUAUAUAUUGGAAGAUUUGAAAGUAUAUGUGUACAUUUAUAUCUAAAAUUAAAGGUAUUAUAUAG